This is a messenger RNA of Acanthopagrus latus (yellowfin seabream), 955 nucleotides long. Its product is annotated as protein B4. Gene Ontology annotation, biological process: nucleosome assembly. Gene Ontology annotation, molecular function: structural constituent of chromatin; DNA binding. NCBI's taxonomy places the organism in Eukaryota, Metazoa, Chordata, Actinopteri, Spariformes, Sparidae. Gene Ontology annotation, cellular component: nucleosome. The record is from RefSeq and is a predicted model, not a curated record. The coding region runs from base 148 to 903 and encodes 251 amino acids. The transcript has 5 exons.
CACCUGGUCACAUUUUACCGGAAGCAGCCGCAUAAAGACGAAGACGUUGGGCGUGCAGGUGUUUAGGAACCAGCUUUUAAACUUAAAGGAACCUGCGGCUUGUCGUGUCUGGUUUCUUUUUUUUUUUUAAGGAUUUGAUUCUCAGUAAUGCCUCCUAAGAAGCCAGCAGCAGACUCUGCUGAUCCGCCUGCGCCCUCCUCCAGUGACGCCCCGGUGAAAGAGACGAAAUCAGAUGCUGCGACGCUGCGCAAACUUGCAGCUCACCCCUCCACAGCGAUUAUGGUGAAGGAAGCGCUGAGAGAGUUGGACUCUCGCAAAGGAGUGUCCUCACAAGCGAUACAGAAUUACAUCAAACAAAAGUACCCCUCGGUGGAUUUGGUGAGGCUGAAGCACUUGGUACGGAGAGCCCUUAAAAAGGGGCUGGAGACCGGCACGUUGGUGCGGCCUGCAAACUCCACCGUCAGCACAGGAGCGACGGGGAAAUUCAGGCUCGCACCGAAAGUCAAGGAGGCGAAGUCAAAAACGGAGAACACUGAUCCCAAUGUGCCGAAAGAGCCUAAAGCAGCCAAGGAUGGAGCCAAGAAGGCCAAAAAAGCAGCAGGUGCCACGAAGAAGAAAAACACUGCCAGUGAAAAGGACAAGUCUGAAGAGGAGCCAAAGCCCCCCAAAAAGUCAAAGAAAGAUGAAGGGGCUGUUACUUCUAAAGCUGCUCCAGCAAAGAAGCCCAAAGCUAAAAAAGCUGCAGAGACGGGGGACAGCGAGGAAGCUACCGUUCCAGCCAAACCUAAAGCAAAAAAGACCACCAAGGCAGGAAAGGCAUCCCAGACCAAGGCUGCUGAAACCAGUGGCGAUGCCCCUGCUGCUAAAGCAACUGGGCAACGCAGGAAGAAGAGUGCAGAGUAAAUUUGUAGUUAACUGUUUUUAUGCUGUUUUGCAAUAAAAUCUUUAUUUUGGA